GUGUCAAUAGCUUGGCUUCCAUGAUUGUUGUUAAAAUUUGAAAAUAUUUGUUUAUUCUUGAUUAAUUGAAUUAAACCAAUAUGACGAACACAAAUUUAAAUUCAUCCAAUGGAUCGAGUAACGAAGACAUCUCCGAAACCACAAACAUAUUCAAAAACCGAGAUUUCAUGUACAAACUGAUCAUCAGUCAGUUAAUUUACGACGGACACCAAACCAUCGCCACCUCGCUGCAACAAGCCGUACAAGCGGAGCCCAACAACUCCCCCAGCGAUAGAUUGUACCAUUUGAUAUCGGUGGGCUUGGACCACGAACCCGCGUUGAAAGACAGGCCCAAAACCGGCGCGUUCGGCAACAACCAAAUCGGUCCGGGUCUCGACUUGGAAUUCGAAACCGAAUCGAACGUUCCAGCCCCGGAGCCCGCCCUCUACGAGACCGCCUACGUCACGUCUCACAAAGGCAACUGCCGAGCGGGAUGUUUCUCCGCCGACGGGCAACUAAUCGCCACGGGAAGUGUAGACGCCAGCAUAAAGAUCCUGGAUGUCGAUAGGAUGCUGGCGAAAUCUGCCCCCGACGAAAUGGAUCCUUCGAGAGGCGAACAACAAGGACAUCCGGUUAUAAGAACACUCUACGAUCAUAUGGAAGAGGUGACUUGCCUGGAGUUUCAUCCUAGAGAACCGUUUUUAUGUUCCGGUAGCAAAGAUAUGUCCAUAAAACUCUUUGAUAUAUCCAAAGCGAGUGUGAAGAAAGCCUUUAAAACUAUUACAGAAGCCGAGCCAGUUAGAGCUAUAUCGUUUCAUCCAUUGGGCGAUCACAUGAUAGUUGCUACAAAUCAUCCCGUUAUCCGUUUGUACGACGUGAAUACAUUGCAUUGCUUCGUGUGCUCCUUUCCCAAACACCAGCACACGCAAACUGUGACGAAUUUAAAGUGGUCGAAGGACGCCAAAUUGUUCGCUUCGUGCAGCAAAGAUGGCAACAUAAAAAUCUGGGAUUCGGUAUCUAAUAGGUGCAUAAAUACGCUGAUUAAAGCGCACGAUGGAUUAGAAGUUUGCUCCGUAGAGUUUUCCAAGAACGGCAAAUACUUGUUAUCGGCCGGAAAGAAUUCGAUUUGUAAAUUGUGGGAGUUGACGACGAGCAGAUGCUUGAUCGCUUAUACAGGUGCGGGAACUACUGGUAAACAGGAAUACGAAGCCCAAGCAGUAUUUAAUCACACCGAAGACUAUGUAUUGUUCCCUGACGAGGCGACGACUUCCCUUUGCGCUUGGAAUUCCCGAAAUGCAUCUAGGAAACAACUAAUGUCUUUGGGUCAUAACGGGGCGGUUAGAUUAAUAGCCCAUUCGCCCACUCAAGCGGCCUUUUUGACUUGUUCAGAUGACUUCAGAGCGAGAUUUUGGUAUAGGAGAACACCUACUUUGUAAUUUUUAUAUUGUGAUUAGAUUUUUUUAAGUAUUUAAAUGUAUAAGGAACAAAACAAGAUUGUAAUGUAUUCAGGCAAUUAAAGAAUACGAUACAUCUGA
This is a messenger RNA of Phyllotreta striolata, 1514 nucleotides long. The record is from the annotation of a GenBank genome assembly. Lineage: Eukaryota; Metazoa; Arthropoda; Insecta; Coleoptera; Chrysomelidae.